Messenger RNA from Colossoma macropomum (tambaqui), 878 nucleotides. RefSeq lists its product as uncharacterized. Bases 152 to 850 code for a protein of 232 amino acids. Gene Ontology annotation, biological process: negative regulation of T cell proliferation; cellular response to lipopolysaccharide; immune response. The transcript has 7 exons. The record is from RefSeq and is a predicted model, not a curated record. Gene Ontology annotation, cellular component: external side of plasma membrane. NCBI's taxonomy places the organism in Eukaryota, Metazoa, Chordata, Actinopteri, Characiformes, Serrasalmidae.
UCCUGUGAGCUGCACAGACAUUAGAGUGGGUUAGACUCCAGUGAAGAGCUGCUGAGAGAGCUGUGUACUCAGUGUGGUAUACAGGGCUAGUGUAGUGCUGGGUGUGGAGCUGUCAGUGUGCUGUGAACUCAGUGUUGUUUUACUAGUGAGGAUGUUGCUGACUUUUUAUCUUCUCUUCAUUGGGCUUCAUGUCUCUGAAGGCUGCACCCUGGUGAACAGAGAAAAACUAUUGAAUAUAACAGCUCAUACAGGAGGGUCAGUACUGCUGCCCUGCUACUGCGCUGACCUACACACCACACCUGAGGGAUUCAGCUGGAAGAAAGACGACACAAAAACAAAAGCACGGGAAGUGAUAUCCAGUGAGAGCGGUCAGUACAGAAACAGAGUUCAGCUGUUUAAUAGUCACUCUCCAGGAAAUCUCUCUCUACUCAUAUCACACCUGACUGAGGAGGAUGGGGGAGUUUAUUACUGUGCUGUUAAAGGUGCACAUUUAGUCAUCAGACUGACUUUAAAAGAGGGACCAGCAGAAAAUACAACAUUUAGUAUUUCACCUGAUGAUCAUUCUACUUCCACACAUUUCUUCAUCGUCAUUCCUUUUCUUCUUCUCUUGCUGGGAAUUGGAGGAGUAAUCUUUUGGAGACGCAGAGGACUGAGACAAGGACAGACAGAGAGCCAAGAGCAAGGAAGGGUGAAUAGAGAGCAGAAAUCACAGGAUGAAGUGAUGUACUCCACUAUAGACCACAGUAAAACACCCACAACACCCAGAGUAUUUAACAUCAGAGAAAAGACCGAAUACACCACCAUCAGAAAUCUCCACAGUCUCUGUCCUUUGUCCCCUUUGCCUUGGUGACUGUGAUCUUCCUCCACAUUAUAGUAGC